Gigantopelta aegis is the source of this 705-nucleotide messenger RNA. RefSeq lists its product as uncharacterized. The record is from RefSeq and is a predicted model, not a curated record. The transcript has a single exon. Lineage: Eukaryota; Metazoa; Mollusca; Gastropoda; Neomphalida; Peltospiridae. Bases 1 to 705 code for a protein of 234 amino acids.
AUGUACAUUCACCCUCUAAAGCACGACUUGUUCGUGUCUGUGAGUCUCAACCACACUGGGAUAUGGGACAAGGACGGGCUGGGGCUGGUGUUUGAGCAACUGAAAUCUGAUCCAGACAUGGGACUCCUAGAUAUAGGAGCACAACUGGGGACCUUCACCUUGACCGCAGCGUUGAUGGGUCACAAGGUCGUAGCGGUGGACCCUCUUGUGGACAACGUGGUCAGAUUGUGUCGGUCCGUACAGAUGAACGGACUUGUGGACUACGUCACUGUAGUUUUCGGUGCCUUGUCUGACGCCCACAAGAACAUGGAGAUUAAAAGACGAAGAGGCAACAUUGGCGGAACUUACGUUGAAGAAACCAAUUCAAGGCGUUCCAAAGAGAAGUACCCUCGCCAUUCCAUAGAAGCGGUUCUUAUGGACGAUUUGCUUUCUGUUGUUGACUUCCAGAGUGUGUUUAUAAAGCUUGAUGUUGAAACGCACGAGUAUUUUGUGCUCCGUGGCGGAAAACAUCUCUUCGAUACACUGGAUGUAAAAGGGGUGCUCAUGGAAUGGGAUUUCUUCAGGACGGGCCAGUUCGGUCAGGAGAUCAUAGACUUUCUCACCAAGCAACACUUUGUGCCCUUCUCCGUCGCCUGGAAAGACCACCAGCUGGAUCCACGAUACCACAGUAGCUGGCCUUUUGAUGUAUUUUGGAAAAAAGUAUAG